UGUAAUGGCGGCGAGUGAAAUGGUGCAGGAGUCCUGCAAGAAUAAGAAGCGUAAAGCAAGCACCGCAGAAAUGAGUCCUGAUGGGCUGACUAGACAUUCUUUCCAAGAGUGUUUCUCUUCCUUAAUCGAGUCGAUCACAAAAUUUAGCACUGAGAUAAAAAUAAACCCUGAGGUUUUAAGGAUCAGUGCCAAUCUGAGUGCUGUUAACUUCCCUCAACUACAACCAUCCCAUGUGUACAACUGUUUACAGCAGCACAUCUCCAAGCUGCAGACCGUGUCAGUACAUCUGAAAGAAAUAUUGGCUGCUGAGAGCCCAUCUGAUUCAGCCAAUAAUGAAAAAACGGAGAACUCCAAGGAUAGGUUGGCAUCUGAAGAAGAGAUAGUGGUAGACAAAGAGCUUUUUCCUACCACAUCACAACACACUGCUUCAAAAGACAAAGUGACGUUCCAGCCUGAUGACUGCAGAUCUGUUCAAAUCAAAGCCGGCAAAGCUGAGAUUGAACGUAGGAUCUCUGCAUUUAUAGAGCGCAAACAGCUGGAGAUCAAUGAAAACAAUGUGCGGGAGUUUUGCAAUGUGAUCAGCUGCAAUCGGGAAAACAGUUGUGCCAGAACAGAUGCAGUCUUCACACCCUAUCCAGGUUUCAAGAGUCAUGUCAAAGUGACCCGAGUGGUGAACACGUAUGGGCCCCAAACCCGAGGCGGGCGCUCUGAGCAGGGAGAGCAGCAGCAAGGCUCAUAUAGCAGAGACUGUGGAAACCCUGUCAUUGAGGAACGGCUGCACAACAUAGAAGCUCACCUGAAGCUAACGGCAGCAGGUCCUGUGCCUCAGAGCAUUUACCAGCGGCUGAAGAAGUUAGAGGAUCGAAUCUUGGAGCUUGAGGGUCUUUCCCCGGAGUACUUCCACUCCACGAGUUAUUCUCACAAACGUCAGAAAAUCUCAGUUUCUCAGAGCUACAGCCUGUCCGAGAUAGAUGGGAAGAUCAGCGCAGUUAGAAGUGCUUUGCUGAAGAGAGCGAGCGAGUUCCAGUCCAGAGAUGUGAGGGAGUUUCCUUUCUGACAAACACACGGAUGAUAAACAGUGUACCUCCAACCUGAAGAGUUGUCGUCUUCUUUUUUUUUUUUUUUCUUUCUUUCUUUUUUUGUACAAUUGAUAUCAUGAAUUGAAAAUGAACACUGUUUUUGCUUGCUACUCAUCUGAUUUGUGAGUUGAGAGCACCUGUACACACUGUCAUUUUCAUUUUUGUAAAUAGAUUUUUUUUUUCGUCUGCAAAGGCAUUGAGUGUUGAAUAUUGAAUAUUUUGCACACAGACAUACCACACAUUCACAUUUUUAUAGAGUCUGAGGCUAAUAUUUUUCAGAAUUGUGAUUGUUUCAUCACUGCUAGCUUUGGUCCAAUGAAUCCGUUUAUAAGAAGAGUAUUCACUCAUUUAUCUCAAGUAAAUGUUUUCCCUUGUGCAUUCUGGGAGUGCUGAGUAUGUGUCAUGUUUUUCUGAAAUAGGAGGAAACAGGAGAACCAGAAUGAAACCCACACAUACGAGAGGAGAACUCUGCCUUUUCCACCCAUAUGAUUAAUAGAGAAAUAUUACUAUGUAAAAUGUAAUAAAAAAACCAGCAGACAACAGUCUACAGAGAAUUUUUAACAACUUAAACAAUAUUUCCUUUUUUUUUUUAUAUAUAUUCUGUCAUUUCUAGCUCAGGUCUCAAAACCCAGCUUUUCUGGAACAUGUGCCUGACUUAUAUUUUUUAUAUAUUUUUAUUUGUAGACAAAUGAUUUUAUAAUGCUGUGAUGAACAGAUCUGUAGCUCUGUAGCAAAAUGCCUUAAAGAUAAAUGAUAGAAAAAUCAUUGUGUGUGUGUGUGUGUGUGUGUGUGGUGAGAGAGCAGACUGAUUGUGGGAUGGCAGGCAGUGUGCGAUCAGAGCGCGGUUGUGCAUUUCUGCUCACCUCUGCAGCCUGCCAUUGCAACAAAUGACCUGAUUACGGAUUCCCCACGCUAUGAACAGACAAUUAGCCUGCAAAGAUUGCUCCCUUUCUUCUGACCAAGAGCCUGUGUGAAGCCACAUGUGCAGCAGUUCACCCAGGAGCUCCAGUCACAUUUUGCCCUAUCUAGGACGAGUUGAUUACAGUGAUUUGAGCCUCUGUGUUCAUUGCGUUAUACACUGACCACUGUCUGCUGUGUUUGAAAUUCAUGACUAAUGAGACGAUUCUUUUGUUGUGGAGGAAAUUAGAGUUUAGAUGAGUGGAAUGGUAAGAUUAGCACAACAAUGACUAAUCAAUGGCAGAAGCUGACAGUGGUGUACAGGACAGAAGGAUUUGCUGGUGUCAUUUUUAAAAGCACAAAGUAUGUGCACUGUAAUAAUGAUGUAUAAUCAUAUAUAAUGUACUGUAGCAGCACUAUAGCAGUGGCAGGUGUGUGGUUUUUGCAGUCGUUCUAUGUAUAUAUAGGUCUGAACAACAGUGAAUUGAUUUGUUGAGUGUUAUGAGGGGGUUGUUUUCAGUUCUUUAACCUGGGGUUAAUGUGUCAUUAAGCAUUUGGCUGUUUUUUCUUCAU
Hemibagrus wyckioides is the source of this 2549-nucleotide messenger RNA. It is a transcript of the gene mbip, whose product is annotated as MAP3K12 binding inhibitory protein 1. Bases 5 to 1057 code for a protein of 350 amino acids. The record is from RefSeq and is a predicted model, not a curated record. The transcript is spliced from 9 exons. Gene Ontology annotation, cellular component: cytosol. NCBI's taxonomy places the organism in Eukaryota, Metazoa, Chordata, Actinopteri, Siluriformes, Bagridae.